This is a messenger RNA of Linum tenue, 243 nucleotides long. The record is from the annotation of a GenBank genome assembly. Lineage: Eukaryota; Viridiplantae; Streptophyta; Magnoliopsida; Malpighiales; Linaceae.
AUGAGCCAUUCCAUCACUACACUCGUCUCUGGGUUCGGAGCGAACCCACAAAUCUACGAGCUGGAUCAAAUCUCCAAUGGUUCCCAGAUCGAGGGGGCACUGGUCCAGCUGGGUUGCCGACCCAGUGUGCCAGCUGUCUUCAUCGGUCAAAAGUUGAUCGGCAGUGAGAAGCAGGUGAUGAACCUCCACCUCCAGAACCGACUUGUUCCAAUGCUCAUGGAAGCUGGUGCCAUGUGGCUUUGA